AUGGGCGAAUCCAUCCCAAACCAUACUUUCGACAGUGUCAGCCCCCAUGCUUCAUUAAAUACCUCUAAAGGUGUUAUCACUUGUGGAGAAAUUCUGAAUCUCUCUGUUGACUACAUAACAGAUGAGUUAAAAUCCCAAGGAGUUGUUCAUGUCCACCGAAUUACCAUCAGGCGUGAUGGAGAAAUCAUAGAAACUAAACACCACAUCCUAACAUUUAAAUCUCCAAAACUACCAGAACAUAUCUAUGCAGGCUACAUCAAAUUACCAGUAAGACCAUACAUCCCGAACCCUCUUAGAUGCUUUAACUGCCAGCGCUUUGGUCAUUCAAAGGCAAACUGCCGCGGGACACUCACUUGUGCCCGAUGCGCAGAAAAAGGUCACGACAGCCAGCAGUGUGCCGCAACAGAAAAGUGCGUGAACUGCGGUGGCGAUCACACGUCCUACUCUCGAUCUUGCUCGCGAUGGCAGCUUGAAAAACAGAUUAUAACUCUAAAAAUCAAAGAAAAUCUAUCUUAUCCUGAAGCUAGGCGUAGGAUUGUAGCUCAAACUCCUACUCCUGGCAUAACAUAUGCUUCUGUUAUAAAAAGGUCAUUUUGUGCAAACUGCUCUUGCACAAACUGUAUUAAAAACGUUACCACAUCCAAACAACUGAGAAAUGUUUCUUCUUCAGAUACAGAAAACUCCGUCAGUGUUACCCCUGAAACUCCUACAGUUUAA
This is a messenger RNA of Argiope bruennichi, 717 nucleotides long. RefSeq lists its product as uncharacterized. Gene Ontology annotation, molecular function: zinc ion binding; nucleic acid binding. Lineage: Eukaryota; Metazoa; Arthropoda; Arachnida; Araneae; Araneidae. The record is from RefSeq and is a predicted model, not a curated record. The transcript is spliced from 2 exons. The coding region runs from base 1 to 717 and encodes 238 amino acids.